CGUCCGUCCGAAAUCCUAAUCUCAAUCCCAAGCAGCGCAAAAAUAUAUAAAAGGGGCGGCGAAAUCCCAGACGCGGUUUUUAGAACACCGGAAAGUGGUGGGUCCGCUUUUCGUGCCAAAUCCUGACUAGACUACCCCUUCGCAGCUCCAAUAGCCAUCUCGCCCUCUCUCUUCGGCUUUUCCUCAACCAGGAGCAAUGAUUCGGCUACGCAAAGUAAAGGAAAAGCAGAGAGAAAUGGCUGAAAAUGCCAAUGGUGGGGCACCUAUCAGAAGGCAAACUGCAGGGGAGUUGCGUCUUCAUAAAGAUAUCUCUGAGUUGAACCUACCUAAAUCUUGUACUAUAUCAUUUCCUAAUGGCAAGGAUGAUUUGAUGAACUUUGAGGUUUCUAUACGCCCUGACGAAGGAUAUUAUCUGGGUGGCACUUUUUUGUUUUCCUUCCAAGUUUCUUCCAUUUAUCCACAUGAGGCACCAAAGGUUAAGUGCAAGACCAAGGUCUACCAUCCUAAUAUUGAUUUGGAAGGAAAUGUCUGCCUCAACAUUUUACGAGAAGAUUGGAAACCUGUGCUCAAUAUAAACACUGUUAUCUACGGGUUAUAUCAUCUUUUCACGGAACCAAAUUGCGAGGAUCCCCUUAAUCAUGAUGCUGCCGCAGUGUUGAGGGAUAACCCGAAGAUGUUCGAGUCUAAUGUGAAAAGGGCUAUGUCUGGAGGAUAUGUGGGGAACACCCUUUUCCCCCGCAUUAUGUGACUUUUGCUCUGUAGCAGAAAGUGGCAAUGCGCAAAUGUUAACGAUUCUGGAAUCCCCAUGGGUUGUAUAAUUGACUGCAAAUUAUUUGUCAUGCCUUUUGAUUUUCUGGGUGAAGCUGGUGGAAUUAAUUCCUAAAAGGAAAAAAACUGAAAUGCACACCCAGUUUGUUUCAUUAUAUUGUUUGUAAUGCCAUUUGUGUUGUCGUAUCAUAUCCAUGACCCAACCCACUCAUGAUUUGGCCUCCAUUCAUCCAUAAGUUGGCACCAUGCACUUAUCGUUUAAGGGUUGAGGUUACGUGCUUGAGAUUAUGGUUUCUGAGUGUUAAUUUACAGGUGAUGAGGUUGUAAG
This is a messenger RNA of Rubroshorea leprosula, 1096 nucleotides long. The record is from the annotation of a GenBank genome assembly. Lineage: Eukaryota; Viridiplantae; Streptophyta; Magnoliopsida; Malvales; Dipterocarpaceae.